CAGGUUUCAUUAGGAGGGAUUCGGUAAGUGCCCGUUCCAUUCCAACACAAUUCCAUAACGGGAUUUCCUCCUCUGCCCCCUUGAGCGGCUAUCAUUACACUAGCAGAGCCAAAACAAGUCGGGAGGAGAAGGCAUGAAUACAAUGACUGCUGAAAUCAUAAAAGACAUCUCCCAGCCCGACUCACCUGUCUCCUCAGCACCAGAAAACGGACAGCUGCUGUUCAUCCGAAGCGUCGCGUCCAGGAGGGACACGCAGACUACCAGCGGCAGUGCCAACCUCGAGGAGGGCAGCUCCCAGCCCCUGGUCUCCUCCUCAGCCACAGCUCAGCCUCAGUCUUACACCAUGACAUCGGGCGAAUUCAUGCAGUCCACCCCUCUGUUCGUGCAGAGGUCUAGUAAGAACCUGUUUUACAAGAUCCUGUGUUUCCUCGUGCUCGUUCUCCAAGGAGGCAUGCUGGAUUUCUACCUCAUCAUCUUCACGGAUCUCUACUGGUGCUCGUGGAUCGCCACGGAUUUGGUGGUUAUAUCGGGGUGGGCGAUUUUCUUCAUGAAAAACGCCAGGAGCAAGCGGGAACGAGCGUGUGGCUUCCACCAGAAGAGCUCCAUCUUCGGAUGCAACCUCGGGGAGUUCACCUUCGCGUACCUGGCAUGGCUCAUCUACGUGAUCGCGUCCACCCCGAAAGUGGUGCUCGUUCUGGAAACGUCCAUCCUGGAUCUGAUCGCCCUGAAGGUGCCGUUCGGCAUCACGGGGUUCAAAAUAACCAUGCUGCUGUGCGCGCCUUUGCUUUACUGCCUCAUCAACUCCAUCAUUGAAGACCCCAACGGUGCCACACGCUUUCACUCCCAAGGCUGCUUCAUGAGCACCUGCUUAGACAUCCUGGACAGCUUCACGCUGGUGGAACUGCUCCUUAAAAACGAAAUCCCCAGCAUAUACCUUAGGUACACGGUUAUAUCCGUCUACUUCAUCGCGCUGGCCGUUCCGGUUGUUUGGCUUUACGAGUUGACGGCCUCGGAGAUGAACUGUCGCUGGGUAUGGGCGAGGUUCUUCACCGGCGUGCUGCUCAACGCACCGCUCUUGGUGGUCAGAUGUUUCCUCGUCUUUGUUUACAAAACACCCAUAUCGGUUUUCAUGUUCAAGAACAUCUUCUUCUUGGGGUGCAAGUGCCUGGAGCUGGUCGAACAGUGCAUGUCCUUAAGAGGUGUCCGGAGGUUUGCACGUGGGCGCGGGAGCAACCCAGCCCAGUUCUCCCACUGCGUUUCCGAAAACGACAUGUGUCCUCAUGGCUAUGUGAACACGCUGGCUGUCAAUACUCAGUCGUAGAUGCUCAUUAGGGACUGGCGUUGACCGGAGGCCACGUACUACACAGUGUGCAUCAGCCCUUUUGAGGGGAGGUACUACAGGUGCUUACAUCCCUUGUAAUCAAAAUUAAGAUUUAAAUACGCAAACCAGUUAAUAAAUACAUAAAUCAAAAAUGUAUUGUGACGAAAGUACGGAUUAUGAGGUGGUUUAAGUCAGAGCGCGGGAAAAACGCGCGGACGGAAGUAACCAUUGCACAGUACCGUCAGCUGCGAGCGUUAAAAAUUGACGAAACGUUUUGUAAUUUUUCGCGCUUUAUUUUAAAGUUACAAAAAACAGUAUUUUGUUUAUGUCUUAACUCCUAUUGAAGCACGUUUCCGCCACUGAAGGAACAUUUAAAAAGGUAAUUGCGACUUUUAUCUCGUAAUUCUGCCUUUUUUCUUACAAUUGCAAGUUAGUGUCUCACAAGUUACUAAAUAUAAACUGUCAAUUCUGAGGGAAAAAAUUCAGAACAGUUUUGAGUCACAAUUGCGAUAUAUAAACUCACAAUUCUGAGAAAAGUUUCAAUUGCGAGAUAUAAACACAAUUCUGAUGAAAAAAUUAACAAUUGAAAAACGUGUAAUUCUGAGAAAAAAGUAAAAAUUGUGAGAUAUAAACAAUUCUGAGGAAAAAAGGUCACAAUUGCAAGAUAUAAACUUGUAAUUCUGAGAAAAAAAGUCAGAAUUGUGAAAUAUAAACAAUUCUGAGGAAAAAAAAGUCAGAAUUGCAAGAUAUAAACAAUUUUGAGAAAAAAAAAAUCACAAUUACGAUAACUCACAAUUUUAAGAAAAAACGUCACAGUUGCAUGAUAUAAACUUGCAAUUCUGAGAAAAAAGUUGGAAUAGUAAGAUAUCAACACAAUUCUAAGGAAAAAAGUCACAUUUGCGAGAUAUAGGCCUAAACUCGCAAUUUUGUUAAAAAAGUCAGAAUUGCAAGAUAUAAACAAUUCUGAGGGAAAAAAGUCACUACUGUGAGAUAUAAACAAUUUUGAGGGGAAAAAGUCAUAAUUACCAUAUAUAAACUCGCAAUUCUGAGAAAAGUUUCAAUUGCGAGAUAUAAACACAAUUCUUAGGAAAAAAUUAACAAUUGAAAAACGUGUAAUUCUGAGAAAAAAGUAAAAAUUGUGAGAUAUAAACAAUUCUGAGGAAAAAACAUCACAGUUGCAUGAUAUAAACUUGCAAUUCUGAGAAAAAAAGUCAGAAUUGUGAAAUAUAAACAAUUCUGAGGGAAAAAAAAGUCACAAUUGCAAGAUAUAAACUCGCAAUUCUAAACAAAGAGGCAGAAUUGCAAGAUAUAAACUCACAAUUCUAAACAAAGAGGCAGAAUUGCGAGAUAUAAACUCACAAUUCUAAACAAAGAGGCAGAAUUGCGAGAUAUAAACUCCCAAUUCUAAGAAAAUAUCAGCUAUUUCCCCUCAGAACUGAACUCACAAUUACAAUUUUGAGAAAACAAAAGUGAGAAUUGCACUGUGAGAUAAAAAGUCGUAAUUACCUUUUUUAUUUUUUAUUCAGUGACGGAAAUGGGCUUCCAUACUUAACAGUUUGUCAGUUAGGACGAAAAUUACUGAGAGAAAUGCAGUAUGCAAAUGAGCAAUCAUGUAAUUACAUUUUCACAGGUGUGCAUAAUAUAACUUGAGAACUCCUUAAAAAAUGUGUUUAUGUUAUUAACUCAGUGGUUGCUAAUUAUCAGACUUGCUUGCAAAAGGUUGUUCAUUUAGCUUGUUAAUAAAACAAUAAAACUCAGCCAAUUACCAACAAUAGGCAAAAUUAGGAUUCUGUACAAAACAUGAAAAAUUAGGUUUAUUAGCUAUUGGCCUAAAUCCAAAAUAUCAUCUGUGUCAGACAUGCCCUAAAUAGCUAACCGAUUUUAGAUUACGUAUUCAAUGUUUAUGACAAUAUUAGCCAGUAUUUUGAGAUGGAAAUCUACAUUUAUGUCUGUAGUACCUCUCCUUAUGAACGUCCUGUCGUGCUCCUCCACUCUCAACAGGUGCUACAACCAAACCACUCAAUGUGCCAAUGAAAAACAUUCCCUCCUGUGACCUCUGCAGUAUAUACUUAAUGUAUUGGGAUGUGACUGUCAACCAGUGCUUAUAUAUGAUGAUACGAGAAUCUUUGAUUUGCACUUGUUUUGAGAGGCACUUUAAUUACGUGAGGACUAUUCAACUGAGGAAAUAAGUGCAAUGUUGUAUAAUUUAUUUUGUAUGUAAAAACGUCCUUAACUGACAGUACGCUAAUGUAGACACGUGUUUAUAGUGUUUCCAGACACCUUGUCAAGAGAUGUUCCUAAAUGCACUUGUCAAAAGUGUAAAUAUGCCUUGUGACUUGUUAGGCUUGGUGUACACUUCAAAUUGUGAAUGUGAUGUAGUCCUUUCCUAUCUGAAAUACUUUGUGGUACUUAGGAAUGGAAAACUGCCGAACGGUGUAUGAUACAGAUUCAUAAUGUUCCUUAAUGUAAUAAUAGGCUACUUUAAGAAUAGGAUCUAUGAGGAUAACUGUAAUCCAUCUUUAAUGACCAAACUCCAUUGCUGGUUCCUACCAGACAUAUUAUCAUCAUCAGUUUGUACAAGGCUACCUCUCUUUACAGAACCUCAUGGUUGAAAUCACAAACGAGUCCGUUUAUCUGCUCAAUUCCAGAUGCCAUAUCAUUCGUGCCAGUAAAUGAGGUAUGAUUAUCGCAAUUAAUAACAUUUUGACCAGCCAUGAUAAUUGUUACAGUGCUGAUAGACAGAUUGCAAGAGGACAUUAUCCAUUAAUCUACACGCAGUGCAUCCGUGUCUAAAUGAGAAUCUAAAUAUGUAUAUUUCCAAGCUCAUUAGUCACACUACGAUUUACACCAGAAACAAAUAUGUCAAAGCUUAAUAUCCAUGUUUCUCACCCCCCAAAUUCUUCACCUUAAAAGGACAGUUCAUCCAAAAUGGAAAAUUCUGAUAUUUAUGCACCCUUAUGACUUGCUUUCUUCUGUAACACAAAAGAAGAUAUGUUUCUGUGCAUUUAAUGAAAGGCUAUGGGGUCCAAACAAUGUUGGUUUGGACCCCACUGAACUUCAUUGUGUGUACACAUUUUUCAAAACAUCUUCUGAAGUGCGAAAUUCAUAAUUUUUGGGAGAGCUGUCACUUUAACUGUGAGAAUUGAGUUGUCCUGUCACUUUUAGUUUUAAAACAGAGUAUUAUAUAUAUAAUAUGUAAUUACUAACAAACAUGCAUCCUUAUUCUAACAUAUUAUUACUCUUGUGCUUUGAGGAUUGGGGUACAGGGUGAGCAAAACGUGUUAAAUAUGCAGGCCGAAAGUGCAUUAUGGGAUUUUUGUGCCUCAUUGCGCAGUAUUUAACCUGACAAAUAUAUACCACUGCAUACUACGCAUGUUUUUUAAACUACAGGUUUUAGUGUAUGUACAUAACCUUUUUGAUAAGGAGAGCGACUUCCAGCCCCACCUCUCUCUAUUUAUCCACAUAAAUGUUUUACAGAGAAUUUUCUUACAAGGGCUUUAGUUUGCAAAUUAAGUUUUGUGUUUACGUAAGACAUUAUUUGCACUGCAACAGCUGCAAGGGUCUGGAAGCAUCCUGGUUAAAUUGGUUAACGAGUAAUUUGAGGUCCAAAGUUGGAUUAAAAUUUGAUGCAAGUAAAGUGAAUCUAUAACUAAAUUGUAGUGAAAAGCACACGACAGAAGAUUACCAAAGAAUGCUGCUUUAGAAAUUUACUUCUAAUACUAUAUACAAAUUCCAUAGUAGAUGGGUAUAGCUGUUGAACUGGAAUAAACAAAUAAAAAAAUAGUGCAAUAUAAUACAACAAAACAUUUCAUGAGCAAUUAAUAUGAAUAAACAAUACAAAAAAGUAACAUUGCAAGCCCAACCAAAUUAUUUAGACUUGUGUUCAGUGGCUAAACAUAAGCUUAAAAUCAUGUGCUGUGCUGUUCUAUAUUAAGCUGUUUAACAAGAUUCUUGUUCUGCUCCACAGUAAAAGUGAACUGAUCACACCCUUGUGUUUAUGUCUUGUUACUGAUAAUAAAUAUAUAACACGUAAUCAUUUAUAAAA
Messenger RNA from Labeo rohita (rohu), 5366 nucleotides. RefSeq names its product transmembrane protein 121B (gene tmem121b). The coding region runs from base 134 to 1321 and encodes 395 amino acids. Lineage: Eukaryota; Metazoa; Chordata; Actinopteri; Cypriniformes; Cyprinidae. The transcript has a single exon. The record is from RefSeq and is a predicted model, not a curated record.